Messenger RNA from Bactrocera oleae (olive fruit fly), 1514 nucleotides. The record is from RefSeq and is a predicted model, not a curated record. NCBI's taxonomy places the organism in Eukaryota, Metazoa, Arthropoda, Insecta, Diptera, Tephritidae.
UUUGUAAAUAAAAUAAGUCCGGCUCUUUCUUUCAACUAAACAGACAAUCAAUUAAAUGUACAUAUAAAAUUAUUACGUAACUUUCCGCGUUUAUUGACAGUGAAGGUUUAAAUAUUAUCACACUUACUUACUGUAUCAAAAAAGCUAUGAACUACUGUACAUAAGUAAAUAAAUAAGAAGAGUAAAUUUUAACAUAUUAGAUGAAAACAACAGUUGGCGAUAAAUAAAUUAUAUUUUAUUUAUGUUAUUAAAGGUGUUGUUGAUCGUAUUUGAAAAAUGGGAUUAUUAAUUCUAAUGUGUUUCACCAAAGAAUAAAAUAAGUCGUUUUCAUAACAAACAUAUGGUUUAAGUUUAUGUGGAACAGUUGGAAUUAAUCGAUUUUGAACACUUUUGGUCCUUGUAUGUCAUCAACAGAAAAUAGUAAUAACGCAACUAAGACGGUUUUGCUCCAAAAGCAAAUGUCGUUUGUUGGCAGUCAUACACCGAAAACUGAAGACACUGAUGCUCUUGAAGGCACAAACAAUUGUAGUACUACCAAAUAUAAGAAUGCUGCGCUGGAAUGGAUUUGUUGUGCACCUUGUAUUUGGUUGCGAACUUCGACAACCGUUCAUAAAAUUGCUAUUACGGCGGCUACAAUUUUGGUAACGUCCUUGUUAGUUGCAUCACCAAUACUGUUUUUAAUAAGUACAGCUCCUUCGCGUCUACCAAAGGAGUGUUUUUCCAGCACAGAUGAAUGUGUUUCAACUUCUCCUCCUCCCAUAGAAUGCUCAGAAGUAAUAUGUCAAGUAGUUGCUGCAAGUAUUCAAGGAAACAUCAAUUGGAAUUUGGAUCCGUGCACAGAGUUUAAAAAUUUUACCUGCUCAGAAAAUCUUCGUGUUAAAAAGACCGUGCGGAGCAUUCAAGGAACUGUUGACACUCAGAUGCAAUAUUUUCUAUCUACUGUCAAGCACAGAGUGGUUCUGUCAUGGUUGGGGCUGCAUGUCAAGGAUUGAUGGUAAAAUGGACAAAUUUGGAUAUCUCAAGGUUUUGAAAGAAAAUGUUAAGCAAAGUGCGGAGAAGUUGGGUAUCGCAAACAACUUUGCUUUCUAUCAAGACAACGACUCCAAGCACCCAUCGGGAGUUGCAAAGCUUUGGUUUAUACACAAUUGCCACAAACCUUGUAAUAUAAACACCAGCGCGGAGCCGUGGCCGCAAUGAAAUCGAGCAUUUGUGGAAGGAAUUAGCUAGAAGAGUGUAUCAGGAAAGGUUUAACACCUUAGGUCAGCUAAUAGCCGGUGGUUUGUCAAAACUUGGUCAAAUAUGCUCCAAAGCGCUUACAGGCUGUUCUGGAUAACAAUGAAUAUACAACUAAAUAUUGAAUCCUUUUAUUUUAUAUUCUUAGGGGACCUAUUUUGUUUUUAUUGUUUUAGUUUAUUUGCUUAAAUUGGCAGCAUACCUAUAUUGAAAAAAAUUAAGUUUUCUUUAUCACUUAAGCAGACGAUAUUAUGAAGUGUAAAUAAAAGCGAAAAACAACA